AUGGUACGCACAGUAAAAGAGGGUCUUAACAAAAUCCUUGGUCAAGCUUUCCUGAACAUUGUAGAGCUGCAGACAGUCGUUGCGGAUAUCUCAGGCAUGAUUAAUGACCGACCAUUAGCAAAAGUCGGAGCCCACAUCAAAGAUGUAGUUACCCCAUCGAAACUUUUCAUGGGAAGAAACGUCGGACAGUGGCCAGGCCGAUUUGACCACUUGGACUUAAAACAAAUAAAAAAUAUCAAAGACAGAUGGAAAUACCGGAACACCAUCCUCACCCACUAUUGGAGAAGAUGGCGUACCGACUAUUUAAGAGACCAGCAACAACGAUCCAAGUGGUUCGAGAAGCAAAACAAUGUCAAAAUUGAUGACAUCGUCUUGCUCCUCGAAGAUAAAAAGAAUCGCAACGACUGGCAAAUGGGAAGAGUAAUAGCAAUAAAACAUAGCAGAGAUGGCUGUGUACGCACGGUCACGGUGAGAACCCAGAAGGGGGAAUUUGUCAGAAGCAUUAGAUAUCUUUGCCCAAUCGAGUUUGCUGAAGCGCCAGAGGCAAUGGCAGAGGACAGCGAUAGCCUGCAACCCGAUGCCUAG
Messenger RNA from Paramuricea clavata, 585 nucleotides. NCBI's taxonomy places the organism in Eukaryota, Metazoa, Cnidaria, Anthozoa, Malacalcyonacea, Plexauridae. The record is from the annotation of a GenBank genome assembly.